Molecule: messenger RNA, 1477 nt
Organism: Zymoseptoria tritici IPO323
Lineage: Eukaryota; Fungi; Ascomycota; Dothideomycetes; Mycosphaerellales; Mycosphaerellaceae
Exons: 1
Coding region: 356-1477 (373 amino acids)
Biological process (GO): translational initiation
Cellular component (GO): cytosol
Molecular function (GO): protein-folding chaperone binding
Source: RefSeq, a predicted model, not a curated record
AGACUCAUACGAACUUGAUCCCACACUACUUCCACCUCCAAUUCCAGCUCAACAUUCACUCACACACUCGCCGCUAGCGAGCAUUAGAUUGUCACGUGAAACGCUUCUCGAAGCUUCUACCCAGCCCACUCGACCUUGGACCUUGACGAAGGUGGACGGCUGCGUCUCCUUCUCAUCGUCACACUCUCGCCUUCCUCUCUCUGCAUCUGCAAUUCAAUCCUCUCAAUCGCAAACUCAAUUCGCCGCCAGCCAUUGGCGCAAGAGCUGACAUUCAGCGCGCAAUCACCACUGCUCAGCAACACCACGUCAACCUCACUCCGUUAUACCGACUCGAACACACAAGCACGCCGCCACGAUGGUCUCCGACACGAAACUCUACGACGCCCUCGGCGUACCCGCGACAGCCUCCCAAGACGAAAUCAAGAAAGCCUACCGCAAAAACGCCCUCAAGAACCACCCUGACAAGAACCCAGCCGGAGCAGACAAGUUCAAAGCCGCAUCAGAAGCCUAUGAGAUUCUCUCAGACCCCGAGAAGAGACGGAACUAUGACAACUACGGCUACGACUUCAUAACAGGCAAGGCUGGCCCAGCGCCUGAGCCUGGUGAGAAUCCGUUUGCGGGUGGUGGAGGCAUGCCAGGUGGUAUGGGAGGAAUGCCUGGUGGAUUUGGCGGAGGCGGAAUGCCAGGUGGGACGUUUCACUUCAGCUCGGGAGGUGGUGGAAGAGGAGCGAGAGGAUUUGGAGGGUUCAGCGAUCCAAAAGACAUCUUCGCAGAGUUUAUGCGGGCAGGAGGAGGUGGUGGCAUGGGCGGUGGAGGCGGCUUGGACGAGGACGACAUCUUCGCAGCAUUCGGAGGAGGUGGAGGAUUUGGAGGAGGACGACCGAGUGGCGGCCGAUCAACAAGCCAACCCUUUGGCGCACGGCGGCGAGAACCUGAGGUGGAGACAACAGUCGUGGAGAAGCAAUUACCCGUCUCAUUGGAGGAGAUCUUCUCCGGUACCACGAAGAAGCUCAAAGUGCAACGCAAGACUUACGACUCGCAAACGGGCAAGCAGAGUUCCGAGGACAAGAUUCUCAGCGUGCCGAUCAAGAAAGGUCUCAAAGCGGGGAGCAAGAUCAAGUAUCCCGACAUGGGCGACCAAGUCGAAGGAGGCGUGCAGGAUCUACAUUUCAUCGUCAAGGAGAAGACCCAUCCGCUGUUCACGCGAGACGGCGAUGACAUCAAGCACACCGUGGAGAUUGAUCUGAAGGAGGCUUUGACAGGAUGGAAGAGGACAGUACAAACUGUGGAUGGAAAGCAGGUUUCGGUGUCGAACUCAGGACCUACACAACCGGAGUGGUCGGAGAGGUUCCCGAGUUUGGGAAUGCCGAAGAGCAAGAGUCCGAAUGUGAGAGGGGAUUUCGUGGUUGGGGUGAAGAUCAAGUACCCGUCGAGUUUGACGGCGGAGCAGAAGCAGAAGUUGAAGGAGAUUUUGUGA